Drosophila kikkawai is the source of this 3145-nucleotide messenger RNA. The record is from RefSeq and is a predicted model, not a curated record. Lineage: Eukaryota; Metazoa; Arthropoda; Insecta; Diptera; Drosophilidae.
GAGGUGUGUGUGGGAGCAGGGGAGAAGAGUGUUUUAAAUCGAAGUCAGGUCUCUGCCUCUGCAGCCGUGCGAAUAGAAAGUGCCUGCCUGCACAAAUAUGUGUAUUGUUGCGAUUUAACACAAAUGUUCAAGUGCGAGAAUCGCGCAAAGUCGCCCCAACAGCCACAUACACACUUGGGUGCGCGUACGUGGGUGCAUGUGUGUGUGAGCGAGUGCGAGUCGCGGCAGACGGAAUAUCUAAUUUGCGUUGGUUGGUGGGAGGCCAGGAGGCAGCCGCUACGUAAAGUAGGUGCCACCACGUAAAGUCGCUGGCGUCGGAACGGAAGGCGAUGGAUAAAGUCAUUGCGCUCUAUCGCCGUUAUCCCAGCGGGAAGGCGGCGUAAUCUUUGCGGCGGGGGUGAUUUUUGGGCGUAACGCUCUUAUCACCCAAUAGUGAACACCCACUUCCGUGGGGUGUGGUCUGGUCUGGUCUGGUCCAGGCGUCAAAUAUAUCAGCCGUGCAUAUCGCAAAAAAAUUGAAAUAACAAAUCGAGCGAUUGUGCAGAAGACUUUUCAAACGAUAAAGCAUCUUGACCGUCAGAAAUCACGAGUGAAAAAAUUCAAUGAGGACGCGCUAAUUCACCGGGGUGUGCUGCUUAGUUGGAGACAGUAACUAUCAAUUACUCGCCAUUAUGCCACUGCCGAAGCGAUCGAUUGAGCCCGUACAUGUGGCCCGCUCCGUGUACCAGCAGGAUGAACUGCAGUCCGUGGAGCUGGAGACGGUGACCAACACCACAUUGACGAACAUCAUCCGUCAGCUAUCGUCGCUGUCCAAGCACGCCGAGGAUGUAUUCGGAGAACUGGCCCGUGAUGUGGGCAACAUCGGAGAUCGGGCCAACUCGCUACAGGCGCGCAUCGAUCGGCUGGCCAUCAAGGUGACCCAGCUGGAUAGUACAGUAGAGGAGGUGCCUCUGACUGAUAUUACACGCAAGAAGGCCUUCAAGUCUGCCAAGGUAUUUGACCAGCAGAUCUUCUCGCGCGCCACCAUGCCGGCACCCAUGAUGGAAACAUAUGCACAGUGCGACAAACCGCCGCCGCUGGACAAGCUCAAUGUCUAUCGAGACGAUGGCAAGGACGGGCUCAAAUUUUACACGGAUCCAAAUUACUUCUUCGAGCUGUGGCGCCAGGAGAUGCUGAAGGACACCGAGCGGGUGAUGCACGACAAGGGCAAGAAGCUAAACAGGCCGCGACAGGAGGGAGGUGCCGGUGGAGCCGCCGGACGUGGCAACAAAAAGCAGAAGACCAAGAUACGGGUGCCGCACAAUACGCGCGAGCAGCAGCGACAGCGUGCCCUGGUACAUGGCGAGACAUUGAUGCCCAACAAUGUCAUCUAUCGCACGCCUAAUUCCAUGGUCAACGAGGAGGCUGGCUACGGAAAUACAGUAAAGCCUUAUAAUAUGCUAUCGCAUUUGGAGAAUAACAGUAAUGUCACAAAGCAAACCGCCGUUGCGAUUGCAGAUAUGGGAGUCUACGAAACUCGCCAGCCGCGACCAAACUCGAUCGAAUUGCACCGCCCCUACCCAUCCGAGCAGAUCGAUGGCAGCACCUACGAGCAGCUCACUCCCCAGAUGGCCAAUCAGUAUGCCGCCACGUUCGGACCCAACGGUGGCGGCCAACAGAUGCAGCAGCACAUGCAACAGCAUCAACAGCAGAUGUACGACACCGGGCUGUAUCAGUCGCACGCGUUGUACGGACAAACAGGCGGCCAGGGCGUCAUGUCACCGGAACCCAUCUAUGGACCAGGAGGCACACCGACGCGCAAUAAACCGCGUCCCUCGCAGCCACCACCGGCUCCGCCGUCGAAUGGCAGCGGUGGCGGUACGCCCACAGCCUCUAAUGCCAAUACACCGACCCGGGGACGAAGUAUGUCGACCAGCCGGGAUGCCUUGCCACCGCCGCCGCCAGUUCCGGACGUCAUUUCGCCCAUGUCUGUAAUGAACGGAGCCAAUAACAGUGGCGGCCACAUGGCGGUCAAGCUGCUGGGCCGGGGAAGCAUCAAUGCAUCGGGAGGAGCUGGAUCUCCGCAGAUGACACAGAAUAGCAUGCAGAAUGCGGACAUGGUUAUGACGCAGCUGGCCAACACAUUCAACAGCAUCGGAAUGUCGGGUGGCAACCAAUUGAACUCUCUUAGCGACUUGCCGCCGCCGCCACCAGUGCCAGAUCAGCACUCACCCAAGAUGUCGCCACCGAAUGCGGCACCCCCGCCACCACCACCACCGCCACCUGUAGAGGAUGGCAUGGGUCUCGGCGGUGGCAACCAGCAUACGAUGAGGCCACACCAAAUUCUGCCCAAGUCCCUGGUCAACGGCGAAAUGCCCAUGCCAGGCCAACAAAAUGGUGUGCCACCACACAUUGUUGCGGCAAAGAAGAUAAUGCCACCAUUCCAUGAUCCACGCAAUGAUUUGAUGAAGGCCAUUCGUGAUGGCAUUACCCUACGAAAGGUAGAAAAGUCGGAACAAAAGGAGUUUGAACGCAAUGCUGCUCCAUUGGAUGUGGCCUCAAUCUUGGCCAGACGUGUGGCAAUUGAGCUAUCCGAGUCCGAGGAUUCAGAUAGCGAAGACGACAGCGAGGGCUGGAUGGAGCCAAACGAGACAUCGGCUUGAUCCCUGAUGAAUUCGCUGAAGCCGGACAUGAUAUUGAAAAAUAAAAAGAAAAAGUAAUUCCAAAGAGAAUUAAUCCAUACGAUACGGUCUAAGCCCCAGGCGUGGUAUAAACAGAAUUGGAUUACACACAAAAGCACCAAAGCUUUUCUACACCACCACCCUUUAUACCAUAUAAACACAGCUACACCUAAUCCUAAUCUAAUAUCUAAAAUCAAAACAUUAAAACAAUUGUAUAUAUAUACACACCAGCGUGUAAUUAUCGUUACAGUAAUCGCUACUAUAUAGUGAACGCAUUUGAAAUUGAAGUUCUAAGUAGUUAUAAUGAUGGGCUUCUGUAUCAUAGUAGUCUCGGUGUUUGGAUAUUAAAUUAUAUGAAUAAUCGAUAUUAUCACUGAACUCAAAAAUCCGACACCCCCAACUUGCAAUCGAUACGAUUAAAUAUCCAUUAAACAUUUAUCCAAAACGAAACUUUAGAAUUUUGUAAAUAUAUUGUAGCUUACAUU